Messenger RNA from Penicillium malachiteum, 2640 nucleotides. RefSeq lists its product as uncharacterized. Gene Ontology annotation, biological process: spindle assembly; mitotic cell cycle; cytoplasmic microtubule organization. NCBI's taxonomy places the organism in Eukaryota, Fungi, Ascomycota, Eurotiomycetes, Eurotiales, Aspergillaceae. Bases 1 to 2640 code for a protein of 879 amino acids. Gene Ontology annotation, molecular function: gamma-tubulin binding; microtubule minus-end binding. Gene Ontology annotation, cellular component: equatorial microtubule organizing center; spindle pole; gamma-tubulin complex. The record is from RefSeq and is a predicted model, not a curated record. The transcript is spliced from 2 exons.
AUGGCUCUCGCAGCCUUGAGUUCCCUGACUGAUGAGCUGAUUACCACCAUUGCAAGAAUCCCCGCCGAUCAAAGGGACACUGCACGCGUCGCACAUCUGAAGCGACGUGUAGAAGGAGCUCUGCGCCCCGGUGUACAUGGCUUGACGGAUCAAUUUGCUGUGACUCGUCAGUUGAAUGGCCUGCGGGAGAAAUUUCAGGUUGUCAAUCGAGAUGAACUGGCAGAGGCUCUGCAUGAUCGUCUCCUUGAAUUGGAGGAUCACCGCAAAUCAUGGUCACCAGAGAUCCUGAGCUUGCUUUUACAACUCUCUGAUCGUCCAGCUCUUUUAUCCAAGGUGGACAAUCUUUCAAAGCCAACUCAGGCACCUGCUCCAGAAUCAUUGGCAUGGUCCGACUUGAAGGGCAUAGGCGGGCCUUUCGGUGACGAAGAUAUCUGGGAGAAAGUCGAUUUUGCUGCAGAUUCCUCCGAUGAUGAAUUUGCAUCUGUCUCCAGCAUAGAAUCGCAUCAUCGAAUUAUACCUCGUACACCCGAGAUCCCGGAAGAGGACUACAUCAUUCCAGAUGAAGUCUUCGUACCGGGAGAAGACCGAGAAUUAAUGAAUUCUAUAGAAAGCGUCCAGUUCUGGAAACCAGGAAAUCAUGCUCUGGUAACCCGACGGAUAGAAGAGAAUUCCAGAGCUAUAACUGAAUUGCAGCUAGCCAGAGAAGUUAUCUUCAUGCUACAAGGUCUGCCGACCUCCAUAUUCUGGCGCCUCGAAGGUGAUAUCGUGGUGGAUCGCAGAUAUAACCUUGCACAUUCAUCCACCGAAGCCCUUUCAUCACUACUACAUGGUUUCACUCAGAUUGGGUCUAAGUUAGAUACUGUCCGACAGUUUGCCAGCCUCCCACAGACGAUCCCCUAUAUGCAGACCUUCAGCCGAGGUCUCGAGGCUCUAUUACUUGAAUUUGACGGAUUCCUUUCCCGAACUCAAUGUCAAUACCUUUCUCCUGGAUCCACAGUCAGCCUUCUUCAGUUGUUGCACGAUACUCGAAUUCGUUCCCAUCAUUUAGAUUUACUGGCAGAACUCAUUCUCAAAGCGAGUCAAAAUAGCUCGCAGCCCAUGCUGUGUCUCGAUUUGCUAUUCGACACAGUCUGCACACUAGAGGCUCUAGGUGACGAUAACACAUCGAAGAUGCUUGCCACGCUCUUCUUCUCGUGCUUCAAGACCUACACUCGCUCUAUCCAACUAUGGAUGGAGACUGGGCAGGUCGACCCCUUGGACAGUGCCUUUUUUGUGAGAGUGAAUUCAAUGAACGGGGAUUUGCGACUUCUAUGGCAUGACUGGUAUGUGUUGGAUGAGGGAUUUCAACGACAAAAUAUCCCCAACUUCCUGGAACCUGCCGUCAACAAAGUCUUCACCACAGGAAAGAACAUGGUCUUUCUACGUCAUUUGAAUGCUCUCCCAGAGGAUUCUGAACCAUCUGAACAACCAGAGGCCAUAUUCAACGAUCUCAAAUCUUCUGAUUCAUCCCUAUCCUGCCUUCCAUUUUCUGCACUGGUGGACUCCACAUUCGAUAAAAUAGUCAAUGCAAACCAUUCUGUCAGUGCAGGCAUACUACGGUCAGAGCUAGACGAACAAUGUGGUCUGUUGAGCUCUCUAGAUGCCCUGGAACUUGUCUAUCUUGGCAAAGACUUGAGCAUACUGGGAACGAUUGACAGCAAGAUUUUUGAACUAAUGGACCGUGGCCGCGCGUGGGAUGAUAAGUUCUUGCUCACUGAAUCAGCAAGAACAGCUUUCAGCGUUCUGCCUGAAAUUGAUCCAUCAAGGCUAGUGGUUCGAUCCGAAGGAUCUUCACAACGCGAUCCACAGAACCAAAACCGAUCUGUUCGGUCCCUUGAGUCAAUAUCAAUUGACUACGUUCUCCCAUGGCCUGUGGCCAACAUCAUUACUGAUGAUGCCAUUCAUUCAUUCCAGCGUAUCGCUACUUUCCUCAUGCAGAUACGGCGUGCUAAAUAUGCACUCGUCAGACAGCGCAUACGGGACGCACGUAUACCCAAGGAUCAUACAGAGCACAGCCUCGUUCAUGGUCUCCACCACCACCUUCUAUGGUUCCUCGAUAUCCUCUACUCACAUCUCACCUACCUUGUCAUUUCAACCGCGAACGAAUCACUCCGCUCUACACUCUCACAUGCCAAAGACGUCGAUGCUAUGAUCACCGCGCAUCAAUCAUACUUGUCUUCACUAGAAGACCAGUGUCUCCUUUCCAAAAAUCUAUCUCCAAUCCAUGAGGUCAUUAUCAACAUCUUAGACCUUUGCAUUUAUUUUGCAGACUUACAGGCUGCUCAUGCAUUCGAGCUCGCUGCGCUGGAGGAUGGAAUUUCUGAUUCCCGCUUUGUUCCAAGUUCAUCAAGACGACACUCACAGCCAGUUGACGAGCUUGAUAGCGAUUCGGACAAUAAUGAAGAUGAUGUCUUAGAUCAUGAACAGACAUUGACGAUCUCUUUCAGAGAGUCCCCGUAUGAUCUUCGCAUACGAAACCUGAAGGGUCAGUUUGACCACUUGGUUGGUUUUGUCGCGGAUGGCUUGAAGAGUGUUGCUCGCGCAGAAGGACUUCCUAGUUGGAAUAUUUUGGCAGAGAGGUUGGAGUGGAGGAAGAGCUGA